AUGUUAUGUUCCUUAAUAUUAGAAUUAAAUGAGAGGUUUCUUAACGAUCAAUUCAUUGACUUGUGUUUUGUAUAUUCAAACAAUUCCUUUGAAUCACGAUUUGAUAAAUUACGAGAUGACUGUAGAGACCUGAUAAUUGAUACACAUAGUUUUAAUGUUUUAAAUUCUGAUAAACACUUGUAUUAUUAUACAAUAUCGCAUCAUAAUUUGACAAAAUUUCUAAAAUCGGCUGAAGAAUUCUUAAAUUCACUUAAGAAAAUAAAUUUUGUCGGAAAUAAAAAUCAUCUAACUAACAUUUCUAAUGAGUUUAAGGACAAAAUUAAUUGUUUGGACCAGAAGUUUGUUUAUAAUAAUUUAAAACUGGUUAAUAAUUUACUUAAAUUUUCAUUUUCUAUCCCAGAACAUAGAGUUGACUCAGCUAACUGUGAAUUUGAGCCUUUAAUUUGUAACAAUAUUGAUGAAAGUUAUGUUCUGGCUGUUGUUGAGUCAGGAUUAUCAAUGUUUUUUGUACCAUACGAACGGGAUUCGGCCGUUAAAUUUUUAGGCUAUUCAACAAUUGGACUUGUGACUAUCAUGUCGUUGUUUUAUCUUUUUGUAAAUAAUUUUUCGCCAUUUUUAAGUGAAUAUGAUAAAUACAAAAACUGUAGUUUUAAUGAUAUAAUUUCUCUGGCUAUGAAGGGGAAUAACUCGAAAACUGACAUACUGGUGUCGGACAUUUAUAACUGCCACUCGAGUGUAAUAAACCUUCCUGCAGAUCUACAAGCAUCAAGUUUUGGUAAACUACAAACACCACCACUUAAUGAACUUUUAAAUGAUGUAAACUCGGGAGAUGAAGCUUUAAAAAGUGGAAUUGUUAAGAUUGAGGACUUUUCUAAAUCUUUGAUUAGUCUAUUUACAGAAAACAUUGUACAGCAGUGUAUUCCAAGAGCAAUGAUAGAUAAUUCGAAAACGAUAUUGAUUGUUGGCUCGGUAUUCAAGAAUCAACAUUUGUGUUCAUUGGUUCUUGAUAAAGUUCGAAUAUACUCGAAAGAUGUUAGAGUUUUAUUCUCGACAGUUAAUUCAUUGCAAACGAUUGUAUCAGGAUUAAGUUUUUGCUAA
Messenger RNA from Theileria annulata, 1098 nucleotides. RefSeq lists its product as uncharacterized. The coding region runs from base 1 to 1098 and encodes 365 amino acids. The transcript has 4 exons. Lineage: Eukaryota; Apicomplexa; Aconoidasida; Piroplasmida; Theileriidae. Gene Ontology annotation, cellular component: nucleus; cytosol. Gene Ontology annotation, biological process: coenzyme A biosynthetic process. The record is from RefSeq and is a predicted model, not a curated record. Gene Ontology annotation, molecular function: ATP binding; pantothenate kinase activity.